AUGCAGUCGACAAAGGUGAAAGCCGAGGCCCUUGGGCGGAAGGCUAAGGUCGUACUUAAGUCGGCCAACAAGGACGACUCGAACCUCGCGCGAGAGAUCCACCACCACCGCCAGUUUGUCCACCCGCACAUCGCCCGCCUGUACGAGGUCAUCGUGACGGAAUCACUGGUCUGGCUGGUCCUGGAGUAUUGUUCAGUCCAAAAGACCUUCACCCAGCUCGUCGGCGCCGUUUGCUACGUCCACCGGCAAUCAUGCGUCCACCGUGACCUCAAGCUAGAGAAUAUCCUCCUCGAUAAGCACGAGAACGUUAAACUCUGCGACUUUGGUUUCACGCGGGAAUAUGAGGGCAAGGCCAACUACCUCCAAACUUUCUGCGGGACGAUAUGCUACUCGGCCCCGGAGAUGCUCAAGGGGGAAAAGUAUGCCGGCGAAAAGGUGGAUGUGUGGAGUUUAGGCGUUAUCCUCUACGCCCUGCUCACGGGGGAGUUGCCGUUCGACGACGACGAUGACAACAUCACGAGGACCAAAAUCCUCAACCACGAACCAAACUACCCCGACCACAUCCCCCCGGACGCCCUGUCUUUGCUGAAGAGUUUACUUUCGAAACGCCCCAUCCUUCGCCCGUCCCUCCCUGACAUUCUAGCCCACUCGUUCCUCGCCGAACACGCGCCCCAGCAGCAGGAGAUUCUGAAGCUCGAGCGCCCAGAGCCGUUCUCGACGCCACUAGAGAAGGAGACGCUGCACCGGAUGCGGAGCGCUGGCGUCGAUAUCGAUUCGGUCGUCGACAGCGUGCUUGCGCAAAAAUGCAAUGUGCUAGCCGGCUGGUGGACGCUCUUGAUCGAAAAAGAAGAGCGGAAACAGAAGAGGAGGGAGAGGAAGCGAAAGGAGAGGGAGCUGGAAAAUAGGACCUCGAGGCGCUUCUCGCAGGCUUCAAGCCGCUUAAACGCGUUGGCGACUGUGGAGGAAUCGUUCGUGAAGCUUUCGGACGCCCCGCUACCGAGAACUCGUGGCAGCUUAGCCCGACUCAAGAUCAGCCCAAACCGUCAAGCGGAGGGUGAGGGCCGGCGCUUAGGUUGUCGUGGAUUAAUCGUCCAUUUGAAAAGGUAA
Molecule: messenger RNA, 1107 nt
Organism: Chaetomium globosum CBS 148.51
Lineage: Eukaryota; Fungi; Ascomycota; Sordariomycetes; Sordariales; Chaetomiaceae
Exons: 4
Coding region: 1-1107 (368 amino acids)
Biological process (GO): protein phosphorylation; intracellular signal transduction
Cellular component (GO): cytoplasm
Molecular function (GO): ATP binding; protein serine/threonine kinase activity
Source: RefSeq, a predicted model, not a curated record